AUGUCGUCCAUCUACAAUCUCGAGCCGCAGCCGACGGCCUCGGUAAUCAUGCACACGACGCAGGGCGACAUCUCGGUUGAACUUUUCGCAAAGCAAACACCACUUACCUGCCGCAACUUCCUCCAACUGGCCCUCGACGGCUAUUAUGACAACACAAUCUUCCACCGACUGGUGCCUGGCUUUAUUCUGCAGGGAGGCGACCCGACUGGCACAGGCAAUGGAGGAGAGUCGAUCUACGACGGCGGCGGCUUCAGCGGCGAGCUCGACGCCUGGCCAAUGGACCAGCGACGUGGAAACAACGCGGGUCCCACGGGUAUCGGGUUCAAAGAUGAGUUCCACUCACGAUUGAAGUGGAAUCGGCGCGGGCAGUUUGGCAUGGCGAACGAGAGCAAACCCGACACGAACGGUAGUCAGUUCUUCUUUACGCUCGACAAGGCCGAGGAGCUCAACAACAAAAACACCCUGUUCGGUCGAGUCGCAGGCGAUACGAUUUACAACUUGGCGAAGAUGGGCGAGUUGGAGGUCACACCUGGGACGGAUCGACCGAUGUAUCCCGUGAAGAUCACGAGCAUUGAAAUCCUCGUGAAUCCCUUCGAGGACAUGGUGAAGCGAUCGAGGGUCGCGACCCAAGCACCAAAGACUGUGGUGGUCGAAAGAAAGAAGAAGAGGAAAGGGGGGAAACAACUACUGAGCUUUGGGGAUGAGGAGGGGGAUGCGGAGGAGGUUCCGGUUCUGAAAAAGACCAAGUUCGACACUAGGAUCGUGAUGGAUACGCAGGAAGAGGAACCCGCCCAAACGAAAACCAAACCGAAAAAGGCCAAGACGAAAGAGAACAAGGUGGAAUCAGCAGCCCCUCCUGCGAGACACGAACCCACUCCCGUUGAGGAAAUAGCGGCGAUACCGCCGAAGGAACGAUUGUCACCGCCGAGGAAGAGUGACAUUCCAAUUCGGGUACCAGCGUCUCCAUCGCCCGAACCCGAAGACCGGCCGCGCAAAUCGAAGCUCGAGAUGAUGAACGAUGAGAUUAAAGCACUUAAGGCGGGAAUGGUGCGGAGCAAUCAGCCCGAGGAGGUCAAGGAAACCAAAAAGUCUGCUCUCGAGAGCAUGAUCCCAGAAACAUCGAUACGCGGCCGGAAGAGAAGGGGCGGGGGAAACACGAGCGCCCGCGAGGACCAACAAGCGCUGGAUUUCAUGAAGGCAUUCAAGUCGAAGCUGGAGCAAGCUCCGGAGGAAAAGGACAGUGGGCCGGUAUCUGUCGAUCCGGAGGAGACCGGGGAGGAAAAACAAGGCGCGGAGGAGGAGGCGGAACUUUGUGAUUUGCACUUCAUCGCCGAUUGCCAAAGCUGCAAGGCAUGGGACCAAGCUGGACAGGAAGACAGCGACGAUGAGGGAUGGAUGUCGCAUGCACUCAGUUUCAAGGCAGAUAAGCUGGGCAAGGACCUGAGCUACCGUAAGAAGGCCGAAGACGAGUUGGUUGUGAUUGACCCCAGGGAAAAGGCCCGGACGCUCCAGGAAGAACGGAAGGCAUCGCGAGAGGCCCGGAGCGGAAACUCCGGACGGGAAUGGGACCAGGCACGGAAUGCAAAGAUGGCGAGAGCUUCGGCUCUUGCGGGCAGAGGAGCAAGGUAG
Messenger RNA from Colletotrichum chrysophilum, 1629 nucleotides. RefSeq names its product Peptidyl-prolyl isomerase cwc27 (gene CWC27). The coding region runs from base 1 to 1629 and encodes 542 amino acids. The record is from RefSeq and is a predicted model, not a curated record. NCBI's taxonomy places the organism in Eukaryota, Fungi, Ascomycota, Sordariomycetes, Glomerellales, Glomerellaceae. Gene Ontology annotation, biological process: protein folding; protein peptidyl-prolyl isomerization. Gene Ontology annotation, molecular function: peptidyl-prolyl cis-trans isomerase activity. Gene Ontology annotation, cellular component: catalytic step 2 spliceosome. The transcript has a single exon.